Messenger RNA from Trichogramma pretiosum, 1066 nucleotides. RefSeq lists its product as uncharacterized. The transcript has 7 exons. Bases 44 to 1000 code for a protein of 318 amino acids. NCBI's taxonomy places the organism in Eukaryota, Metazoa, Arthropoda, Insecta, Hymenoptera, Trichogrammatidae. The record is from RefSeq and is a predicted model, not a curated record.
CGCACAAGUUCGAUUUUUACAAGUGGAAAAUAAUACGUCAAACAUGGAGAAUAAGAAAUUGUACGCUCUGUGCCUGAUGGCGUUGGUGAUGGGUCAGACUCUGGCGCUGCCGCAGCUCGUGCAGCAGCAAAAUCAGCAGCUGCAGAAAUCGAUCGAGGCCUCGGCCCGAAAAUUCGCAGAGAAGCCAAACGCAUCGAAGAAGGUACCGCUCGAUGACAUUGAAGAUAUCAGCACUAAUUCCAUUCAAGAGAGCGGCGGAAACGGUUUCUCUUGGGGCAGUGUGCUCGGAAUGCUGAUGCAGAUGCUGCUCGGUCAAGGAGGCGCCGUCGCCGGUCCCAGCAAAAACGACAUCGACGAGGGCGUGCCCUCGAGCCCUUGGGCCAACUUCUUGUCCGUGGGAUUGAGAGUACUAACGGCGCUCCUUGGAGGACCUCAGCAGCAGGGCGACGGCAUCGAUAAGGUUGACAAUGGAGCCGCCAGUCCUAUGCAGGAAUUGUCGAGCAAUAUAUUGAGAAUGGUGCUGGGCGCGUUUCUGGGACAGGGAAGGAAUCCAGAUCAGGUGGCUACGAUAGCCAACCAAGCGAGUGAGUUCAUCCAUAUAGUCAUCAAUCUGUUGGACGCUCUGAAAACGUCCUUCUCGCAUCGUUCUCUCCAGGCUCGAUCGCUCGGAAGGAAGGACACAGUCUCCGAAGCAGCAGCUGCGUCAAUAACUAUGCUCAAGGGUUACGUAAGGUCAAUGAAAGCCUUUAGCGGCUACGGGCGUAAAGAGGAAGAGGGUCAACGGGGAUGUGCCGAACGUGCUCUCUGUGAAGCAAGCGCCGAAUGUGCAGCUGAUACCCAUGGAAACACCUCGAUCUUCUGUCAACUUGGAUCAUACGCAACGAGUUACAUGCUUCAGCGACAGAGCGGAGUUGGUUUUGAAGCUCUUUACGACGCAGGUCGAAGAGGUCGAAGUGGCGAGGACUGUCGAACACUAUUCCUCGAUUGUAACGCCGUUUAAUACCUUUCAUUGUGAAAAAAAUUUUCAUCGUCAUUGUUGUAUGCGGGGAAAAAAUAAUUUCGGUAU